AUGCGUAUUGACAACGCAGUACUACUCUAUCUGUUCCAGCCCAUGGCAUCUUUCAUCUUCUCUACUUCCUUCAUCAAAUAUCUCUACUGUGCGCAGUUUCCGUCCCUAGCAAAUAUUCUUGCUGCCUCUUCCACCAAGUUCUCCAACUCAAACCAUGAGGAAAAAAAUUACACUCUAUGA
Messenger RNA from Botrytis deweyae, 180 nucleotides. RefSeq lists its product as uncharacterized. The record is from RefSeq and is a predicted model, not a curated record. NCBI's taxonomy places the organism in Eukaryota, Fungi, Ascomycota, Leotiomycetes, Helotiales, Sclerotiniaceae. The transcript has 2 exons. Bases 1 to 180 code for a protein of 59 amino acids.